GCACCGCAUUCUGCCUCACGAUACAGACGACCAUAUUUUCCAUUCCGACAGCAAACUGAACUCGCCAAGAUGUCGCCCAAUAUGUCGCUGUUCAGCGUCAACGCUAUCCUCGUGCUCUCGACUGACGACUCGUCCCGCAUCCUGGCGAAAUACUACAGCCCACCGCAUAUCCCCUCCAACGCUCAGGGCAACAACUACCCCGGCGCGCAACCUUAUCAGACACUCAAAGAUCAAAAAGCAUUCGAGAAAGGAUUGCUGGAGAAGACGGCGAAGCAGACUAGCGAUGUCAUCCUCUACGACAACCGAGUGGUGGUAUUCAAGAAUGAGGCAGAUGUAAUGCUGUACGUUGUGGGAGGCAGCGAUGAGAACGAGAUCAUGCUGUACAAUGUGGUGCUGGCAUUGCGGGACAGCUUGAACAUUCUGUUGAAGAACUCUGUCGACAAGCGCACGUUGAUCGAAAACUAUGACCUUGCUUCCCUUGCGAUCGACGAGAUCGUAGAUGACGGUAUCAUCCUCGAGACCGAUCCUGUCAUCAUUGCCAGCCGAGUCAGCAGACCGCCGGUCCAGGAUAUUCCAAACAUGCAAGGAAUCGAUCUUUCAGAAGAGGGGUUGCUCAAGAUAUAUCAAUUCGGCAAGCAAAAGUUGGGCGAGAGGUUACGACAAGGAUUGUGAGGGGAUAUUUGCGGGCAUCUGCGGGCCUUGAAGUCAUAGCGAUGGAGUUUUGGAGUUCGGGGUUGGCCAAAGGGAAGAGGAAUCGUGCUGAAUGAAGAACCCAAGAAUUGCAGAUUCGUGUGUUCCAAGGAGACUGGUAUGGUAUGAACACUACAAAUGAGGUAGAGACCUCACUGCAAACACUGCCGAGAACGCCUUUCGCGAGUAUAUCAGCAUGACCGAGUCAGAAUAUGAACUCGUGGACAUCUGCAUUAAGCUUCACUCCCAUCUUCAGAGGGGCCACCUCUCGUCCGGCAGAGUUACAGGCACAGAGCUCUAUCACGAG
This is a messenger RNA of Cercospora beticola, 997 nucleotides long. It is a transcript of the gene RET3, whose product is annotated as coatomer subunit zeta. Lineage: Eukaryota; Fungi; Ascomycota; Dothideomycetes; Mycosphaerellales; Mycosphaerellaceae. Gene Ontology annotation, biological process: intra-Golgi vesicle-mediated transport; retrograde vesicle-mediated transport, Golgi to endoplasmic reticulum; intracellular protein transport. The record is from RefSeq and is a predicted model, not a curated record. Gene Ontology annotation, cellular component: COPI vesicle coat.